AUGACCUCGAGCCAGAGCACAUUGAAGGACAUUUUGGCAGAUUUUCCUCGGCCCGACGAAGGCUUCGUGUCGGAAGCAGGAUCAAGUCUGGAGCCCGCAAGUUGGGGCAGCCUGGGUCACCCCGAGCUGUGCCACCGGCCUUGCGUGUACCUCCUGAAAGGGAGCAUGUGUUGGCAGGGUGCUUCUUGUCAGUUCUGCCACCACAGCCGGCACUCUCCGAUUCCGAAGUUGGACAAGCAACAGAGGGCUCGUCUUCAAGGUCUGAGCGAGGAGGACAGAGUAUCUUUGUUGAUCCCGCACAUCCGGCAGAAAGCUCUAGUGGCCGGGCUACCUGAAGAGGUCGAGGACUUCAUCUGUGUCUUGAAGAAGAAGUUUUCAAACGAGACUUCUCACAUCGAGCCUUACGUCGUUCACGAUCAUCGCCGAAAGAGCAUAGAUGGCAAAGAGCUCUGCAGGCUCAAGAAGACCCUGCACAACAUGAACCUGACGGCUUUAAUCAAGCUAUUGCCCACAGAGGAUGAGGAGUUGGUCACAAGCUUCCAGAAGCUGCGGCUUUGCGCAGGGUCAGUGAAGUUCGAACUCUGA
Messenger RNA from Symbiodinium necroappetens, 585 nucleotides. NCBI's taxonomy places the organism in Eukaryota, Dinophyceae, Suessiales, Symbiodiniaceae. The record is from the annotation of a GenBank genome assembly.